AUGGGUGAUAGUUUUCCAAAUUUUGCAAAAACCACUCAAUUGCUUUUGCAGUGUUUUUUCAUUGCCAACCUUCUUGAUCUUGCUUAUGCUGAUCCUCCCUACAAAGUUUGCUCAAACAUUUCUAACCAGGCAGCUAAUAGUUCAUUUCAAAACAAUCUUAAAAGCCUCAUGUCCUCUCUUCCUUCAAAUGCUUCUGCUUCAAAACUUUACAAUACCUCUACUGGAAAUGACCUUGAGAGAGUCUAUGCUCAAUAUAUGUGCCUCAACUAUGUAACAAAUAAAAGCUGCAGUACUUGCAUAGGUGUGGCGUCACAAGAUAUCAUGCAGCUUUGUCCAGAAGAUAAGGAAGCAGUUGUAUGGGAAGAGCUAUGCCAAUUGCGCUACUCGAACCAAAGUUUCUUAGGCCACUUGGAUGUCUCAGGAAACAUUCCCCUAGAUAAUAAAAAGAAUGUUGAAAAUCCAGAGCAGUUUAGAGUGGUAGUCAAUGAAACUUUGAGUAACCUUACCGAGCAGGCAGCUUUUAAUGCUUCGGAAGAUAUGUAUGCUACUGGGGAAGUAGUCUUCACCAAUAUUGACACACUCUAUGCCUUGGUGCAAUGCUCAACAGACUUAUCUCCGGAUGACUGUAGCACUUGCCUUCGGGUUGCCAUAGCAAAUAUUUCGAGUUGCUGUUAUGCUUCUCGUGGAGGACGGGUUCUUAGCCGCAGUUGCUAUCUAAGGUAUGAGUUAUACGCCUUCUAUGAAGGUGCAAACGAAUCUGCAGAAAGUCCGGUUGCAGGAAAAAGCAACCGGAGAAAAAUAUGGAUGAUUAUCAUCUUUACAGUUGCAUCAGCACUUCUUGUGGCAGUAAUCCUGGGCUCCUUCAUAUACUGUCUUGCGAUGAAAAAAGGGACGAAAGAAAAUACAAGACAAGAUGGUAAAUGUCAUGGGAUUGGUCACUCCGACCUCAAUGAUUUCCAGAUAAGAGGUUUUCAUAGAGAUGACCUUAUUGAUCGGGAAUCUCCAUUUAUGGAUUUAGCAUCCAUAUAUGCAGCUACUGAUGACUUUUCUGACUCAAAUUUGCUUGGACAAGGUGGUUUUGGCCCUGUUUAUAAGAUUCUGAUAUUUCGCCCCGGUGAUGAAGCUGAUCAAUGA
Molecule: messenger RNA, 1134 nt
Organism: Dovyalis caffra
Lineage: Eukaryota; Viridiplantae; Streptophyta; Magnoliopsida; Malpighiales; Salicaceae
Source: the annotation of a GenBank genome assembly